Molecule: messenger RNA, 2079 nt
Organism: Branchiostoma floridae (Florida lancelet)
Lineage: Eukaryota; Metazoa; Chordata; Leptocardii; Amphioxiformes; Branchiostomatidae
Product: cyclin-dependent kinase 2-interacting protein-like
Exons: 5
Coding region: 104-829 (241 amino acids)
Source: RefSeq, a predicted model, not a curated record
ACAUGGCGGAAAACGGUGUGGAGGUCUGACUUGGACGCAGAAUCGGCCCUGUUUCUCCUAGUGAGCUUAAGCAAAUCAAGUCAUGGAAGCUUAGCAAGACAAAAUGAGCGAGUCCAGUUCUGGAAAAGGCAGUGGCAAGAGGCGAAAGUCUUCUGGAACUCCAAGGAAAUCUGAUAGCUCCUCACCUUCUCCUGUGAAAAGUCCCUCUGUAAACUAUGCCAAGCUUAGUCCAAUGGCUAAAAAGGUACGAGACGUUGCUGCAGACUGGCACAACUUGAUCCAGAGAUGGGAGGUACUGAACGCAUCAGGAGCCUCUGUCUCCAACAAGAUUGUCAACUGUAAACUUACCAACAUCGAGUCUCAAGAUGCAGCUGUAGUGACUGUUGAGCAGACAUCAGCAGGGUUCACAGCUGGAGCAGGUGAAGCAGCUGAUGCUGAUGGGAUGAGUAAGGAGCUGGAAGGUUUCUGUAAUCAGCUGACUGACACAUACAAUGCUAUGGCUAAAUUGUUGGAGAAGAUGAAGAAGUUGACCUUGAACCUCAAAGGCCAAUGGGAACUGCAGCAAUACCAGUCUAACAAGGAUGAGGGUGAAUCAAGCAUUCUGUUCCAGACAUGGCCUAUUCAACAUUUCUAUGAAGUAUCAGUAGAGCUGUCUGAGAUGUACAGCAGGGAGCUGAAACUGAAGCAGGGGAUAUCAGAGAACAUCGCACACCGGUCUGAUAGGCACACCAUGAUGUUCCUAGCCUCAUCCUGGCUCCAUCAGCCAUACAUAGACAACAGGAGUGAACUAUUGUUAGAGAGUAUGCUGGUAGAGACUGGACACAGAUGACAUUUACUGUGUGAAGGGGCAAUUGAAAAACUGUUUCUGCAGACAUACAUAGAAUCUACAAUAGGUGUCAUGACAUGUAAAGGGAGGGUAUAGUUCAUCAUUAUAAUUUAUAGCUUUAAAUUGUAUAACAUGAAUUAAAGAUUUGGUACACACUAUGUAGUAUUACUCGAACAUGUAACUGUUACUAGCUGUCUUCUCACUAUGCAAUACUAGGUUUCUUCUUUUGCAUUAUCAUGUACAAUCUAUUAUUAUAUUCAUCCCAAAUAUCGAAUGUUGUUCAAUGAGCAGGCAAUGUAUCAAAAAGAGUUGCAAUUACUGAUUUUGUAUUCUAAGCAUCUGAACUUUUUGUUGUUUCAGUACAUAAAAGGUUUUAUUUGAAGAUAAACCAUCUGGUUCUCUAGCCCUACCGAUAUAUCUGUUGGAUCCUUUGGGUUUAUAUUUUUUAUCCAUAAUCAUUUUUCUACAAGGCGCUAGAUUUACAUGAAUGCUUGUGUUGAUUGUUUCUUAUUUGUAAAAAAAACAUCCUUGUUUUUUAUUUAAAAAAACAUCCCUGAGCUAGUGGUAGAAUGGCUGGACAUCUGUCAACAGGUUACCCUAUUGUAGUAACCCUUUGGUGUUAGUAAGAAUAGGUAGACAUGAUGACGUUAUUGUUGGCUUCAGUCCAUUUAGAUAUUCCAGGUAAUAAUUAAUCGCAUUAUGAGCUUUGAUGUUUCGUCUCACAACCCAUCCUCAUGGCUUCUUUCUGUGAUAUGCAUGGUUGUUUGUAAUCGUGGUUGAGGAUAUACAGUGUAACUAAGGUCCUUAAACCUCUAUACAACUACUAGAGUAUUGUGACACCUGGUUACUAAGGGAUCAGUACACACCCCAAGCAAAACAAAUACAGAGGUUCUGACAAUAGACAAGCCCCGCCCUCGGCUUUCACACUAGGGAAACAAAUAUUUAACUGAAGUAAGGGGUCGUUCACAGCUGUACAAUAUCUAAUCAUCAUCACCUAAUAUCAAGUGUUCCUUAACAGAUUUUUUUACGUAGAAUUUUGUCACAAAACGAUCAUGUGAGUUAAGAAAAAGAUUAGAAUUUUGUACUGGAACUUAAGAUCAGUAGCUUUAAGGUGUCACUAACAUCACGGACUCUACAAGAUUUUCUAGUUGUCAAAGGAUUUGUUAUGUCUAAAGCAUUUUUUUUCAAAAUGACAAUUUGCUUUCAUCUGACGAAUACACAUCUUGAUAGUUUAAAAGUACAUCAAGGUCUAA